UAAAAUGUAUGCAUCAGAUAGCCUCUCUCUCUCUCCCCAUGGCUGAUCUCUAUUCCUUGUGUCUCCUAGGAGUCAUGGAACGUCUUUGGUUUCACCAGAUUAUUCUCUUCUCAGAGUCCUCUGCGGUACAAAUCCCUAAAACCCUUAAACAACAAUCCCCAUUUAUAACAGAAUCUCUUAUAGACUUAACAUCAACUUCAAGCCUCUCUUUAGCAACUUCUCCAGAGGAAGAAAUCCCAUUAUCACCUCUUCCGCUAGAGGAAGUCCCCUCAGCGUCACCUCCAGUCACUCUAGAGUUGAAUAAGGAUAAAGAAGAAGUAGAACAAGAAGCUCAAGAAGAAGAAGAAGAAGAUAAGGUUAUUGUUAAUCAGAAAGAAAGGCCAACAAGAUUGAAUCUUAUCACAACCAGAGUUCGUUCACAUUCUUCAUCACCAUCAACUGAGAAACGUAGACCCAAAAAUAUCAGAAAUUCAUGUUCAUCAAGGAAGCUGCAGAAAUACAUGAGCUGCAGGAGCUUGGGAGAAUUAGAACUGGAAGAAUUGAAAGGCUUUAUGGAUCUUGGAUUUAUAUUCAAGAAAGAGAACAUAAGCCCAAGAAUGAUAAGUGUAGUCCCUGGUUUGCUGAGACUAGGAUUAUACAAAAAUAAAUACAACACCAAACUCAUUACCAGCGAAGUACCUGAAGAUGAUGAUGACAUACAGAGAGAAAGAGACAAGCAGGAAGAAGAGAAGGGGGUCAUUAGGCCAUACUUAUCAGAGGCCUGGCUAAUAAAAAGACCCGAUUCGCCGCUAUUAAAUCUAAGGUUGCCAAGAGUAUCCGCAGCUGUUGACAUGAAAAAACACCACAAGUUCUGGGCUAGAACUGUUGCAUCUGUAAUUCAACAAGAAUCUUGAGAGGAAUUGAUGUCGAGAAGAUAUGAUAGAAGAUAUAUUCUCUUCAUUCUACUAAACAAUAGCUGAAAGAAGAAAGAUGAAAAACCAAAUCUCGAUCACAGAUUCUAGUCCAUCGAAAGCUCCAACUGUAAAAAAGAAAGAGAGAGCUUGUAAUAUGUAAAUAAAGAGCGGUGUAUACAAAUAAAGGAGUGGUGAAAUGUA
Messenger RNA from Hevea brasiliensis (rubber tree), 1094 nucleotides. RefSeq lists its product as uncharacterized. The transcript has 2 exons. The record is from RefSeq and is a predicted model, not a curated record. Bases 9 to 893 code for a protein of 294 amino acids. Lineage: Eukaryota; Viridiplantae; Streptophyta; Magnoliopsida; Malpighiales; Euphorbiaceae.